CUCAGAUUGUAAACGUUUUGUGGAUUUGCUCUCCAACACAGCGGUGUUGCUGUACUAGUAACGAAUUUGGCACCUUCUCUUAACGUGACACACCCUUUACUAAUUGGCCGUGUCGGGUGGUGGCGGGUUUGACGACACGUUUAAAUUAUUUACGCCUCUUAAAGUUCAACAUAAAUGCCUCAGGGGUGUAAACGCGCCACGCUGAAUUUGGGACAGAGGGAAACCCCCCCUCGGGUUUGGCAUGCGGCCCCGCCGCUGAUUCACGUCAACCAAUGAGCGAUCGCCUUGAUUGGAGGGGCGGCACCGUGAGCUCUGCGAGUCGUCGUCGUCGUCCAAUCGGCGGCGGCGACGUUGCCGCGCGCGGGAAAACAAAACCCAAUUCGUUCCGUGAGGCGGAAAUUUUAAUUGGUUUCGUGUUUUUUUAAAUAAACAACUGCGGAUGAGUUCAAUCGCGAAGUCGCUUCCACUCCGUAACGAGUAACAGCAUCGCGUGAAUAACUUGUACGUUUAAAAAAAUAUAAUCCUACUUUGUAUGCGUCGUGUACGUUGAUACGUGAAUGCAGUUGUGACUUUAAACGAUUUGCGUGGUCUAAAGGCGCAGCACUGCAAUUGCUCGGUGCUGGUGGAAGGGCCUCCCUAGUCAACCACUCUAAGUCUCAAGGGUUAUUUUGGCCUACUCUUCCACGCUGACCAGCCGCGUUUGCAAGAGGACACACAGGGCAUGAGUGAGCCGGAGUGCAGGGGGAGAGGAGGGGGAGGCUGGCUGCGAGGUGGCCAUAGAAGAGGGUCAGGAGGCAACUGGCGUGGCCGCUACAACGGCCGGGGAGGCGGUGGUGGCAGCUGCGCCCGUGGUGGAUUCAAUGUGUCAUCUCCAAAGAUUCCCUCCUCUUCGUGCCACGCCAGGGUCCUUCAAACCACCCUGGAUGAUUUCUGCCCAUACCCAGGAUGGAAGCUCUACUUUCCUUCUGAAGUUUAUUGCAAUUCCGGAGGUAUUGUCACCAAAGUGGAGGUCUUUGAGAAGUUUUUCUUUGCAAGGCUUGAACUGUAUAAUAAGGAUGAGAUUGAAGAAAAAGGUAGCAUCCUGGUGGACUUCAAAGAACUGGUGGAGGACCACUGUCUGACUGUCGCUAUGCCUACGCUGGCAGAUGACCUUGCUGAGACUCCUGACCGUGUGCUGCAGUACAUGGGGUUGGCCGUGCAUCAGACCCUUACGAAGGACUUGGAAAGUCAGGUGGUGCAGCUGCAGCAACAAGCCGACAUUCAGCAAGAGGAGGCGCCCACGGUGAACGUGCCUCUUAUAAACGUUCGAAUUUACAACUACGAGCCGCUGACCCAGUUGAAGAACUUGCGUGCCAACUGCUACGGGAGGCUGGUGGCGAUCCGCGGCACGGUGGUGCGUGUCGGCAACAUCAAACCGCUGUGCACGCGUCUCGCCUUCUCCUGCAAUGCGUGCGGAACCGAGCAAGUGCUGCGGCUCCCGUACGGGAAAUUCACGCUCCCGACCAAGUGCGCCGAUGAAGAUUGCCGCUCGAGAACAUUCAUGCCGAACAGACGCUCUCAGCUCACCGAGACUGUUGACUGGCAAAAUAUCAAGGUGCAGGAGCUGAUGCACGGGGAGCAGCGCGAGGCUGGCAGGAUCCCUCGCACGGUGGAGUGUGAGCUCACGCACGACCUGGUCGACAGCUGCGUCCCCGGGGAUGUCAUCACCCUCACGGGCAUCGUAAAGGUUGCCAGCAGCGAUGAAGGACGCAACAAAAGCAACAAGGACAAGUGCAUGUUCCUGCUGUACAUCCAGGCGGUGGCGGUGAGCAACACCAAGGGGCAGCGUAGUGACGGGGGCGGGGAAGAUACGGCACCUGGGGUGGCGCUGGAUUUCUCUCUCAAGGAGCUGUAUGCCGUGCAGGAGAUCCAAGCGCAGCCCCACCUCUUUCGCCUCCUCGUGCAUUCUAUUUGUCCGACCAUUUACGGCCACGAGCUGGUGAAAGCCGGGCUGGCCCUGGCCCUUUUUGGCGGCGUCCAACGCUACGGGACGGACAAGAACCGCAUCCCCGUGCGCGGAGACCCCCAUGUGCUCAUUGUGGGUGACCCGGGCCUCGGCAAGAGCCAAAUGCUGCAGGCGGUGUGCAACAUAGCGCCGCGGGGCGUGUACGUGUGCGGCAACACCACCACCACGGCCGGACUCACCGUCACGCUUUCCAAGGACGGUCCCUCGGGGGACUACGCGCUGGAAGCUGGUGCCCUGGUCCUGGGAGAUCAAGGCUUGUGCUGUAUCGACGAGUUUGACAAAAUGCCAAACCAACACCAGGCACUGCUGGAGGCGAUGGAGCAACAGAGUAUCAGCUUGGCCAAGGCUGGCGUGGUUUGCAGCCUUCCGGCACGAACGUCCAUCGUGGCAGCUGCCAAUCCUGUUUGUGGACACUACAAUAAGUCCAAGACUGUCUCUGAGAACCUAAAGAUGGGCAGUGCCCUGCUGUCGCGCUUCGACCUUGUCUUCAUCCUGGUGGACACUCCGGACGAGGAGCGCGACCACGUGCUCUCGGAGCACGUCAUGGCCAUGCACGCCGGCAAGCGGAUGCUGGCGGGGGCCUCUGUGAGCCGUGCGGCCGCCCCUGGGCUGAAGCUCACCGCCUCCUCGUCGUCUGACGAUGUCCUCGGUGGCCUCUCUCUUUCCGAUCGACUUAAGGCUCGGCGCGGCGAGGCGCUGGACCCCGUGCCCCACUCGCUGCUGCGCAAGUACGUGGGCUACGCGCGGCGCUAUGUGCGGCCGUGCCUCUCGGCAGAGGCGGCGCAGACGCUGCAGGACUUCUAUUUGGAACUGCGGCGGCAGCACCACGGGGGAGAUGGCACGCCCAUCACCACGCGCCAGCUCGAGUCGCUCAUCCGUCUCACCGAGGCGAGAGCCCGGCUGGAGUUGAGAGAGAAUGCCACCAAGGAGGAUGCAGAUGAUGUGAUAGACAUCAUGAAACACAGCUUCUCCGACACGUUGUCCGAUGAGCUGGGCACGCUGCACUUUGAGCGCACGCAGCACGGCUCCGGCAUGAGCAACCGCUCGGCGGCCAAGCGCUUCGUGACGGCGCUCGCCCGCUGCUCGGAGCAGAUCUGCAACACCAUGUUCACGAUGCAGCAGUUGCAGCAGCUAGCGCGCGACAUUGGCCUGCAGGUGGCCGACUUUGAGGGCUUCAUCAGCUCCUUGAACACACAGGGCUUCCUGCUGCACAAGGGGUCUAAAGUGUAUCAGCUACAGGCCAUGUGAGAUGGCCCUCCGAGAGAGUCGGGAGACUGUGGUCACACGGGGAGUUGGUCAACUGAAAUGCGUUACGAGCAUCCGAUCUGUCCUUGCAUCAGAAGCACGCUGUGCAUUAUAAACAGCAUUUGCUGCUGAUGCGACUGCCGCUGCUGUGUUCUGACCCGGUUUAUGACGAUUCCCACAUUGAAAGUUGUCAUUUGCAGCAGGGGUUUCACUCACCUGGACAAGCACUGUCACCCGUGAAAAAGCUACCGCUCGCGCCCGCUUGGAAGCUUGCGAGCCCGUGCAGGAGACAGGGCAGUAAAUCUCGAUUGGAAACUCACGUCUUUUGGAACAGUUUUUUUUCUUUUUAGUUUGUUGUCCUUUACCCGCACGUCCGAUUAGCACGGUUGGCUACGUACGGUGCGAAAAAAGUUCAACAUACAUACACACAACACUGCUAACAUGCCUCUUGUCUUUCUGUUCUACGUUAGCUUCAAGUCCAUAAAUAUGUAAUUACGAAUGUUCCUUUUGUUAUUUCAACAAUACAAUGCCACUUCUGUUCGUGUUUUCUGCAAGUGCAGACUAAAUGCCUAAGUUGCGUUGUCAUUUAUAAUAAUUUCAAUAAUAAAUAUUUUAAGUACCUAUAUAUUAUAUAGCUUCUGCAAGUUCACACUCAAUGUGCAAUUCAGAACGGUAUAAUAAUUAUGAUUACAAAACUUAUCUGCUAAAAGUGCCAGUUUUCCAUGAACGUUUGCCUUAAGCACAACAUUUUAACGAAAAUGUAACAGAAUGUUAUUUAUUAUUCUUAGUAGUUCAAUAAUAAGCCUUUAGAAUUAUUCUUUCCCCUUCAGUGCUUACUGCAAGUCUGAACUAAUACGUAUUUCACAAUGUUAUUUAUUAUUCCUAUAAGAAGGCAUUCAAGGGCCUCUCUUAUAUUCAUGUUUGCUCAAAUAACAUGCAAUUUACAAUAAAUUUUAAUAACCACCACCAUUACCGUCAUCACCACGACCACCGCCACCAUCAUCACCACCAACCGUUAAUGAGCAUCGGUCUGCCUGCACUCUUGGGAUUGUUUGGUAGACUCCACCUACUCAAGCGUUUCUAUCUCAUUUACAAUCCUGUUUGUUUUCCCAAGGCCUCCAUGACACUGCCUUCCUGCCGCUUCUAGAAUUCCCAUUCUACGAAAUGAAAUAAAUUGGUGAAACGCG
Molecule: messenger RNA, 4437 nt
Organism: Petromyzon marinus (sea lamprey)
Lineage: Eukaryota; Metazoa; Chordata; Hyperoartia; Petromyzontiformes; Petromyzontidae
Gene: MCM8
Product: minichromosome maintenance 8 homologous recombination repair factor
Biological process (GO): double-strand break repair via homologous recombination
Cellular component (GO): nucleus; MCM complex
Molecular function (GO): single-stranded DNA binding; ATP hydrolysis activity; single-stranded DNA helicase activity
Source: RefSeq, a predicted model, not a curated record